Diachasmimorpha longicaudata is the source of this 4646-nucleotide messenger RNA. RefSeq lists its product as uncharacterized. Lineage: Eukaryota; Metazoa; Arthropoda; Insecta; Hymenoptera; Braconidae. Bases 262 to 2553 code for a protein of 763 amino acids. The transcript is spliced from 9 exons. The record is from RefSeq and is a predicted model, not a curated record.
AAUUUAUCUGUCUUCAGUGGUGUCAACGUCGGUGGACGACCGGACACGAUUGAAAAAUUUGUGAACAGGCCAAACAGUAUUUCAUUACCUAUGCCCCUAAGCACCAACUUAAUUGAUGAUUUUCCAAAUUCUUAAAUUUUCCAUGAAGUUCCACGAAUUCUGCUGCAUUUAUUUUACCGCUAUUUCCCCGGUGUUUAUUUACAUUUUUACACGACCUCGCAGCCCUCAGAACCCAUUGGAGUUCAUUGACCGGUGCGACCAAUGGGCGCGAGGUUAUCCACAGUGAAAUCCUAUGCUUCUCCAAUGGUCGGCGCUAGGACGUGCUCGUCGGAAGAGAAGCGGGAGGGAGAGAUGAAACGGGAGUUGUCUGGUAAGGGACUCUACGAGGAUGGUAUGACUUGCGAGGAGAUGAGUGCAAUGAUUCAAGCUUACAAUGCAUCAAUAAAUAACAGUGGGGAGAUGAGUCAUCAAAAUUCCUUGUCCGAGAUCAUUCCAUCGACUCCUCCAGCGGAAGGCACAUCUCACAAACCAUCUCGGUCGACCCGAGACUCCACCUCGCCAGAGCGGCCUUCAGCAACAUUCUCCAAUUAUUCAAAAAUUCUGAACAAAAAGUCCCCAGAAGAUAAGCUACAGAAAUCUUCGGAGGGUUCAUCAGAGCCAGCCGUCGUUGAUGGGCCACUACACGUGUUAUCCCCAAGUCCCCCCAGGUAUGGGAUGCCUAAUGCUACCUCCGAGACACCCUCGCCGAGCCAGAGUGUCACGAACCUCCCCAAGAAAAUCCAGAAUGUACCUCAAAAGCUGCCGAGUUUACUGCAGGGGCUAAGAACCGAGAUAUGGAGGAUAGACCCCUGGGAUCCCAAGCAGGAAAAAGAUGUUCCUCUGAAGAAACUCCAGCGUUUUCAGGGCUCUCGGCCCCCCGCGAGGUACAAGAUGGUGGAUGGUGUGCCUCAGAUACCGGAUGAACUGAAGAAAUUCGUGGACAUGAGCCUCAUGGAGUGCCACAUAUCAUACUACGAGGACCACAAGGAUGAGUACAGUAACGAGGUCGAGUGGGGGUCACCCAUCAAGAUGGCAACAGGUACCUGGAACGGGAGUCUCGACAAGGUCAUCCGUCCCGAGUGCGAAAUCCCGGAACGUUCCCAAUCACAGGAGAAAUCCGCGAUGAAGCCGGAAUCCGAAGUGUUGAGUUGCAACGUCUAUGAUGACGACGACGACAAAGACUUCGAGUCUAGUAGAAAGCGCUCCAAGCCCUCGGAAUGUCGUGCUCUGGGUCCGGUGAUGAGCGCGUCAAACCGUCGUACCCGGACUACUCCGAGGCUGAAGCAAUCGCCAAUGGAGGAGGACGAGUCCACGAAAUCAGACAACAAGGACGCAAACUGGAUGGAGCGACCAAAGACCCCUUCUUCUAGGAAGCGUCCCGUAAAGAGUCGAGACUCCAGUGGUCCACAGGUAGCAAAGUCGACUCGCGACGUUUCUCCAGAAUUCGAGCCCCAGGAAAUUCCCCCAGAGCUGAGAGGAAAAACCUCAACGCCAUCAGACGGUUCGAGUGUCAAAAAUGAGCCCGUGUACCCCAGGAGGAUAUCACCCCCGAAUCCCUCCAGAUUUCGAGGGCCCAGGAGUCGAAAAACGGUGGGAGUAUCGAAUUUGCUCAGCAAUAGACCACAGUUGUCUGUGGAGAGGAUCACCAGAAAAAAACCAGAAACGAGCUUGACGUCUGACGAGAUCGAAGCCUUGAUCACCGACGAUGAGGAUGAUUCCCCAAUUUUUGUCCCUCAGAAGGCAAGAACGAGAUCUGAGACUGUUUCAACAGUAGUGGACGUCGAGGCUCAGGAAGACCGAAAAAAGAAAGAAGUGGAGAAGCGCCGAAGAGACCAGGAGGACCGAGAGAAGCAGGAGAGAGUCCAGCGGAGGAUCAGGGAGGAGAAGCAAUUGAUAAGGGCCAAGGAGGGCAUGGCGACCUUAGAAAAGGAGAGGAGAGACAAAUACAAGGCUGGAGGGCCUGCGAGGCUGGGCAGAAGAACCGAAUUGGAAGAUGACUCUACCAGGAAGACUAUUCUCAACUGGGAUUCUGAAAAUCGCCCGACUCCCAGUGCUGAUGAGGUCGAGGACAUGUUUGCUGUGGCAGCCAAUGCACAACAGGGGGUCCAGUGCCCCAUAUGCUCGAAGUACUUUCCUCACGGCGACGAGAUCGAGACUCAUGCUGCCAACUGUGGGGAUUCAUUUGCGGAUGGGAAUGAAGGCGAUGAAGAGGAGGGUAACAGGGGACCUUCCUCUGGCAGACGAUCUGCUAACGCUUUCGAGUGUCUGAAGUGUGGAAAUUAUUGGACGAGGGAUGGACACGAGUUCGAAGAACACGUGGCAAAAUGUAUUAAUGACAGCGAGACAGCAGGUGGAAGUCGAUCAGCUCCCAGAGACAUACCAGACUCUCCAAUUCGUAGUUUCACCGUCCUAAGUUCAAUAAAAAAUUCAGAAAUAGACUACGCUGCCCAACUCCGUAGGAGGAAGGCACCACCGAGAGGGACUGCCAGUCGCAAAAGAAGGAAACAGUUCUAAAAGUGUCUAUUGUAUGUCUUCCUUCUAAUGGUUUUUCUUAACAUCUGAUUCCGUUACGACAAAUGAUUUUUGUAUAAUUUCAAAGUUCCUUUGCUACCUUAGAUACAGCAGUAUUGAAAUAAAGUGAGUAUGGUUCCUAAAACCAGCGACUGUCUGUGGGUAACAAAAAAUAGCGUUCAAAAUUGUGAACAUCUGUGAUUGAGACGUAUUGAGGGCCUGUGAGGGCCUCAAAGCAACACAUUGAUGCCUUAACAAAUCUUAAAGUUCGUUUCAUUGACGGCUAAAUGAAUUUAUAUAAGUUUUCAAAUUUUUAGCACAGCGUGAAGUCAUAGUUUGAUAGCAUUUAUACAGAUGUUUUUUUUAUUUUCUCUACGCACAUUUGACAUGUGAAUACCCAGUGGGGAAAAAUACCUGAAAUGGUUUCAUUCGUUCAAAAUACUUGUGUAUAUUAAAGAACCAUUUGAUUGGUAAUAAAUUUGAUGAAGUUGUAAUUCUAUCGUUUGUACUCGAUUCGUAGUGGUUUUGAUAGAGCUUCAAAUAUUUCAUUAGUUGUCAUUUAUUUUUAAAUAAAUGAGGUGCCAAGUGGCUUCUCUGUGCAACAAGCAGAACCUUCCUAUGGUAAGUUGUGACCUUUGUGUACCACCUUUACCACUAACCCAUAACUCAACAAAUAAAUGAUUGAACCAGGGAUUAACGAGGAAAUCGCUGAUGUUUAUGGAUCGGCCUCAACCGGAAAAUUUCACAGCGGUGGCGGAUAAACUGCGAUGGUGUACGUACCUGUCGAUAGGGAUUACCACGGAGGACGUGACUGACUGGGUGGUUUUUUUUUUUUCAUCUAGGAAGCCCAGGAACUGAGAAAAACGCGAAAAAAGAAAAAAUCGAUUUUAGAAAAUUCCCGGACCCCGAGAAAAAUCGGAAAUCGUCUCAUGAAUCCAAUGGCGCCAGCCAAAUCGUCCUAGCUAUGAUAUUAAGGAUGGUAAUCUCGAUAUGAGGUGAAACGAUCGCAAAAUAUAAAUUUUCAAUCUAUCGAUCAAACUCAUAUUUUAUUUCUCAUCAUUGAUUAACAGUUUAUAAAAGUUUUAAUUAUUUAUUAUACGUUCUUUUGUUAGGAGAGAGCCGUUUUUUUAAAUUCAGUAAAAUAGAAACACCAGAUGUUUGAAGCGAAAAAACAAGCAAAUUCCAAGAAUAUUGAUAAUUUUCAACAACUUAUUUACGAAAUAAAAUUUUUCUUGUCUCUCCAACUCGAAGGUUCCACAUCAUUUUCUGGAAAUGCCCAUAAAUUGUUUACAGCAUUUUUUACGGCCUUCCUUGAUAAAGACUUCCUUGAAAUUCCGAAGCUGAGUAUAAGAGAUUAGCAGACGAAAAACGUAUCUCCUAGCGUUGAAAGCGUGAAAAAAAUCAUGAAGAGCGAAGUUAUAGUAAUGUUCAUCGGUUUGGCCGCGAUUGGCAGUGCUUUUGCCCAAUCUUAUGACAGUGCUAAGUAUGAACAUAAACAAUUGACCAAGGAAAUCAAGGAAAUUAAUCGUCAAAUCGAAAAAACCGGAGAGAUUAAUUGCUUCACCUCCUUUCAGAAAUUUCUAUCAGCCUUCUUUAAAUUAUUCCCAAUGGCCACUCACUUGCAUCAAAGAUUCCUCUCAGGGCCAAUGGAGUGCGAAGAUAACAAGAAUACUAUAGUGACUUUGUUGAAGAAAAAGAAAGAAUUCAAAGAGACGCUUCUUGAGGAAUUCCAUGACAAAAUGAAAGCACUGCACCCGAUGAAAGGGAGGAAAGGUUACGGAAAAGAUGGAGAACAAGAAAACGCGGGUACAGAAACAGUUGAGAAGAACUCUGAAACAACAAAUCACCCGACUCCUGAUCCAAAAGGGAUUGAAUAGCUUUGAGAAAUUAGUCGCCGGAAAAAAAAUAUUUUAGAGUUGUCUAAAAUAUUGAUAAACUUAUUUUUUAAGGACGGAAAUCCUCGUUGCAUACAUGCCCAAUUAAGUAUCGAAGUAAAUAAAAAUAAUUUGUUAGUCAAAUUUCGUGGAAAGUUGAUCGACAAUAUUCACUAUUUCGCUUUCAAUGAAUAAAACAGAAAUAAAAUUAUAAGACACUAA